Messenger RNA from Staurois parvus, 2488 nucleotides. The record is from the annotation of a GenBank genome assembly. NCBI's taxonomy places the organism in Eukaryota, Metazoa, Chordata, Amphibia, Anura, Ranidae.
AUGUCUAAGAACACGGAAAUAAUAAAUUUGUCUUAUUUGUCGGAUCAAGAACGAGAUGCGAUAUUGGCUGUGCUGAAGAAAGAUGAGCGCCUGAAAAAAAUAGAGGACAAAAGAGUGCGGAAAAUGAAAAAUGAACUCCUGGAACUCAAAAAGAAGGGUGUCAAAUUCAGCAGGGUGCGAGAGAACAAUGCCAAAAUUUGUGUGCGCUGUCAGAAGAAGCUGGGGUUCAUCUUUGACCGCGGAGGCUUAUGCGAAACCUGCCAGUUUCGUGUGUGCAAAGCAUGUUGCAUUGAUGUAAAAGAACGGAAGUUAUGGAAGUGUAAAGUGUGUGACAAAUUUGCGCAGAUAAGGAUAGCAACGGGUGACUGGUUUUUUGAAGAACGAUCCAAGCGGUUUCAAAAUUCCACUGUGCUGGGAUGCGAUGUGGUCAGGAAAUCUAUUAUGAGAAAGACACCAGUGCCCCCUAAAAUAGAGGGAGAAUCUGAACAGAUCGGUAAUGGUACAAAAGAAAAUGCUUCAGCGCCUGCAACUUCUGAAACUGGCCAAGCUGCAGAGGGCAAUGCAAAAAGCAUCCCUGAUAAAAAAUCUGGAAAAGGUGAAGAUAUCAAAAGCCUCCGUUUCAGUGAUGACAUCCAAAGCCUCAGAAGUAUCCGAUCAAUGCCUCGUUCUAAUGGUCUUGAUAAAAGACCUGGAAAACAGACAAGAAGUGGAGAGGAUGCAAUAAGCAUUCAUUCAAACCUUGACACCCAGAGCUUAAGAAGCGUCACAUCGAUCCCGCGCUCUGAAAGGAGGUCCAAAAUAGAUAUCCACAGUCUCCCAGAAGCUUCUCAGGCAGAUUACCUUCAAAGUGGGCCGGGACAAUGGUGACGGAAUUAGUCAAGCAAGCUUUAAAAUUGACUCUCGACCUGAAUCCAAGCGUAGUUCACCAGUUUCUGUGAUUGGAAGUGUCCAUUCCUUGGGGGGUGGCAGUAUUAACUCUAAGUCCAGCACAUCUGUGGUCGUGCACGAAAGUUCACCAACACCAAGUAAACAAAGCAUACCUUCAAACUACAGCAAUAGAGGUUCAAUAGCAAGUGGAAUAAAAGCUAGUUCUAGCAUUUCUGAUGACAUGCCGAGGGGGGAUAGAAGACAUAAUUCUGGCACACCUUCUCCAGCUUCGUCUAGGGUGUCUGUAGCAUCUGAUCGCAGUCGGUCAGAACUGGAUCUUAGUGGAUAUUAUGCAGAAGGAAAAGAAGACACGGGAAGCAUCAGAAGUAAAUCUUUAUCAGUCCCCGGGGGUUUGAACACAGAGUUGGAAUAUUUAGAUGAACAUGAAGAUGAUUUUCCUACAACAAAUGCACACAAAACAGAUACUCUUAGUGCAUAUUCAAUGAAUGCUCAAGUAGUCUCUGACAGGAAGUGGACCCACUUGAGUGUCCCUGAUGCUGAUGCAGAUACUACAAGUCUUAAUAGUAUGACAAGUGUCUACAGUGAAGGUUGGGACUAUGAUAAUGCGAACGUCUCUGGAGAACUUGUACUCAAUCUUAGUUACAGCUAUAAAACUGGCGCUUUGAAUGUUCUGGUGAAGAGCUGUAAAAAUCUAGCAACUGCUGAUGAGAAGAAGAACAGGACAGACCCGUAUGUUAAGUCAUAUCUGCUUCCGGACAAAUCACGACAAAGUAAGAGGAAGACAAAAGUUAAAACUAAUACAACUAAUCCAGAGUUCAAUGAAGUUCUAAAGUAUGUAAUCAGUCAUACUCAACUGGAAACCAGAACCCUGCAAUUAUCUGUAUGGCAUAAUGAUCGGUUUGGGCGUAACAGCUUUUUAGGAGAAGUAAAUAUUCCUCUUGACACAUGGAACUUUGAAAAUCAAGAGGAUGAGUCCUUCACAUUGGAAGCCAAAAUGGAUAUGACAUCUGAAGUAACCCUGCAGUAUAAAGGAGAAAUAAUAGUUGGGUUACAGUACAUUCCUCCUGAGAAAAACCUCACUCUUCCAUUGGAACCAGUGACAACAGGAAAGAAAAGUUUUAGAAGGUCAAAGAAAAUACCCAUGCCAACUGGAGGAAUACUAGAGGUACAAAUAAAAGAAGCCAAAAAUCUAACUGCAGUGAAAUCAGGGACUUCAGACACAUUUGUCAAAGGAUACCUAUUACCUGUUAACAGCAAAUCCACAAAACACAAAACUCCCAUCAUUAAAAAGUCAGUGAAUCCCCAAUGGAACCACACUUUCUCCUUCACAAGUCUAGAGCCGAGUGACUUACAGAACGUCUCCCUGGAGCUGACCGUUUGGGAUAAGGAAUCUUUGACAAGCAAUGUGUUUCUGGGUGGAGUCUGCUUGAGUUGUGGCAGUGGUAUAAGUUAUGGGAAUGACGUUGACUGGAUGGACUCCCAAGGUGAAGAACAGUAUCUGUGGCAACGAAUGAUGGACAACCCUGGAACAUCAGUUGAAGGAACCCUAAUGCUAAGGUCCACUAAGGCAAGACACAAGAAGGCAACUCAAAAGUCCUGA